AUGUUGGAAAGAAAUCGAUCCAUUUCUCAUCUAGAAAUGUCUUCUGAUAUCGGUAUUUAUGGACUUACUAGUCAGGGUAUUUCGUUCGCCCUGAAUAUUGCAUCAAAAGGAUAUAAUGUCACCGUGGGAAACAAAUCCUCCGACAAGAUUAAAGAAUGUAUUGAAUUGGCAGAGAAAGAGGAUCUGGAAGAGAAGGUUCGCGGAAUCAAGGAUCCCGAGGACUUUGUAAAAAACCUAAAAACGCCUCGUAAAGUCUUGUUCCUCGCUCGCCCAGGUUCUAACAUUGAUCGCAACAUGCAAAAGGUUCUUCCCUUCCUUGAGUCCGGCGACGUUAUCAUCGACGGCAGCUGCGACAAUGUGGACGAAUGCCUGCGCCGCAGCGCGGAAGCGCAAGAAAAGGGCGUCGAGCUGCUCUCUCUAGCCAUCCUCGGCACGGACAGCGACGCUCGCCAAGGCCCUGCCUUGCUGUGCUCUGGCUCGAAGUCGCUUUACGACGCCAUCGAGCCUCUGCUCAACAAAGUGGCCUGCGAAGUCGACCACCGACCCUGCCUCGCCCACGUCGGCACCGCCGCCGCUGCCGUGGCCGCCAAGCACGCCGUGGCCGCUCUGGAGACCGCGGAGCUGCAGCUUUUAGCGGAGAUGGUGGACGUGAUGAAGCAGGGCAAGCUGAACUUGACCGAAAUCGCCUCGAUUUUGGGAGACUGGGACAAACAGGACGGCAGUUUCCUUCUGCAGAGCCUCACCGCGGUUCUGAAGAAGAAGGACUGCGACGUGGAGGGCUGCAAGCCGUCCGACAAUUCAUUGGUCGACCGCAUCAGCGAUUUCCCGCCCAACCCCAAAAAUACCGCGGAUCUGACGGCUCUUGCCGCGGAUAUUCAGGCCAGCAUGAGCAUUCCCGCGGGAGCGUGGGAGGCGCGCAACGCGUCAUCGGAGAGAGAGACGCGCGUGAAACUUUCCCGCCAAAUUUCGGCGCCGAAAUUUGAUUGGUCGAAGGUGGAUCUGCAGGAGAUUUCCCGCGAUUUGCACGACGCCCACGACUGCGCACGAGAUAUUCUGUGCGCACAAGUUUUCGGUGCGCUGGUCGCCAUCGCGAAGACGCGCGAGUGGGAGUUACAUUUGCCCGAGUUGGCGGGAGUUUUGCGCGGGGGCUGCGAGAUUCGGUGCGAUCGGAUGGAGAAGUGGGUAUUAUUUUGGCAGGAGUGAUGGGCAGACUGUCGGCAAUGCUUGAGAAGAACUCGGAAUUGCCGAGUUUGCUGCUGGAGCCGGCGUUCAGCGAGGAGGUCGAGAAGAAACAGAAGGCGUGGAGACGCGUGCUGUCGCUCGGCGUGGCGGCGGGCGUGGCGAUGCCGGUGAGUCUGGCGGCGGUGGCGUAUCUGGACAGCUAUCGCAGCGGGAGAUUGCCGGGAAGCGUGGUGCAGAGCAUGCGCGAUGCGCUGGAGGAUGAGGGGUUCGAGAGAUUGGAUAAGGAGAGAGGAGAGCUGUUCCACUGCAAGUGGUCGAAGUAAAGAGAGGAGGAAGGAAGGAAGAUGAUGAUGAUGUUUGAGAGUUGUACUGCUGAU
Molecule: messenger RNA, 1559 nt
Organism: Blastocystis hominis
Lineage: Eukaryota; Bigyra; Opalinata; Blastocystidae
Exons: 5
Coding region: 1-1203 (400 amino acids)
Biological process (GO): pentose-phosphate shunt, oxidative branch; pentose-phosphate shunt
Cellular component (GO): cytosol
Molecular function (GO): phosphogluconate dehydrogenase (decarboxylating) activity; NADP binding
Source: RefSeq, a predicted model, not a curated record